AUGUUGGAAGCAGCACCCUCCACGCAUGAGGCCGUUGGCACCGCGGCGGCAUGUGUGCAAAAAAUAUCCAAUUAUCUGAAGCAACUUGAGGAAAUGGGUCUGCAGUACAACUCCACGCAUCCAAUGACGGCAGAGACGGUGGAACAUAUUCUUAUCACGGAUAAAUGGUGCUGUAAGACAUGUGGCAUGACGGAGCUGCGAACAUGUCCCGACACUGGUAAGCCCCACCGACGACGAAUGGUGCGUGUAGCGCAGGAAAUCCUCCGCCUCAUUGGGUCCAGAACAGGACAACUUGUUGUGCGGCCGCCAAAUUUAUCAGCGAGUUUGAAUGGAAGGUCACGGCUUCGUAGUCUGCGCCGCGUCACGAUGAAUCCGCAAGCACUUCUUCUUGCCUACUACUACGCUCUAUUGCCUAGUAACGAGGUGGACGGGCUUGUUUCUGAGUGUGCCCAACAGUUGGUGGAGUUGCUGGAACAGUUAAAGGUAUCUGGAGCGCAGACGAAUGUGGAUGAAGAAUAUGCCACUGCCCUUCUCUCUUCCGCAUCGCUCACGUGGCAGGAAUACAACAAAAAAUUUACAGAAGAUCUCCGUUCUCUCAGGGGUGCCGAUCGCCGCGCCUGCCAAGAAGUCAUCGUGAAUGGAACGAAAGAGGCGUACGUGGCAGCCGCGCGCGAACUUCGAAAAACUCCUUCCAACGAAGAACUUCAAGCAUUUGUUGGUAUGCUACGUGACCGCCUGUCGCGUCUGAUGCCACGGGAGGGUCUGGAAGAGAUGGAGGCGACCAUGAAAGAAGAACAGCAAGAGCAGGAAGAAACUCAAGAAGAGAAGGGGAAAGAAGAAAAGAAGGAGGGAGAGAGGGAAGAGAACGUUAAAUUUCAGUCCUCAAAACCACAGCUCACUGCACCAACACUGCUUUCUGAGGGAAACACGAGCGGUUCUGAGACGGAGGCGCCCCCACCUACUAUUAUGGGGCCAGAGAUACCACCCGAUUGGUAUGUGGACGAACACGGCCGUUCCCGACCAAUACAAGAAGAUUCCAUUCGCAAGCGUCGUGAGAUGUAUCUUCGUCUUGAAUUUCGUGCCGUCAAGGCAUACGAAACCGUUAUCACCGUGCCGGAGCAGAAGAGUGACCCGUUACAAGAGCAGUUGAUUUCGUCCAUGAACGAGGCACAGUUGGCGAUUCUUGCGGAGCAAUGCAAUCAACAUCCUCCUGAUCUUCAAAAUGUUCCUCGGUUUUUAAAACUUAUUAUUGAGGGGCUUUUAAACGCCCUUCCGCGACGACUUCGUUCCCGAGCAGAGCAGGAGAUACGGGAUGUGCUGGAUUGGAGGAUUGUGCGUCGUUCUGUAAUGGGAAGUCCAGGAAAUAUUGCGGCUCUUAUGCGCUACGUGAUGGGGAAGGUUGCGGAAUAUGGUGCCCCAGCCAAGGCGGAGGAGACCCUUAAACUCGCAGAAGAUAUGAGAAAAGACCUUGAAACAUGCACCCCAGACCUCGGUACGGCGGUGGCUAAUGCAUUCCGACUCAUGUUUACUUCUAUACGUCAGCUGCAUGAGGACAUUGCACAAUAUUCACUGUUAUUUAUAUCUCAACAACUGCGCGGCAAUGCCGUUACGUAUAUUCGGGAAUUUAUAACCGAAUGUUUGCCAAAGGUGGAUCAGUGGGAGAGUUCACUAACUUUUAUUCGACGCUACUUGAAUGAUGAGCGUGUGAAGGCCUGGGCGAAUUCGUCCGUUGCUAUUUCAGCGACUGCGGUGACUGAGGCGGAACGGAAACUUCGAGGGGCCCUGCUGUACGGUUUUUUGGACAUAAUGCGAAGCGGCGGCCUUCAGGUGAAUGAUCGGUGGCACGAUUAUCCGACGGAAUGUUUUUACUUUGAAAAGAAGGUUGUGUUUUUUGCCGCCAACACGGUGCAGGAGAACAGCUUACUGCUUCUUUUAUCUGGCAGUAUUGCGACGGUACUUCGUGACAAGGGGGUGGAUUCGAGAGUUGUCAGCGAUAUUUUGAAAGAAUUGCACGACAAGUUUCGGCUUCUCUUUUCGGAGCAACUCACUCUAUCCAGCUUGAAGUGCUCCGUGACGAGUUUGGUCAACGAGGCGUUGACACAAAGACAGACGCUCUCCGCCUUGACGGAAAGCGAGGUCACCCAACUGGAUGGCAUUGUGGAAAAGAUGACAAACACAACUGGAAGCCUUUACGUUGUGUUUGAGAAGCGAGUUCUUUCCUUCAUUGAGGGAAUUCUUGCUCACGGCCAAAGUGACCCAGCACCAUUGGGCCUCGUAACAGACUCGCUCAGUCGCCUAACUGCUCUUCUGCAACAUGUACUUGCCUUCAAUUGGGAGCUAUAUCAACCCUUCUACAGGGAAAUGCUGUCGCUCAUCACGCAAGAAGAUGCUGUUAGUUCAUGA
Messenger RNA from Trypanosoma cruzi, 2403 nucleotides. RefSeq lists its product as uncharacterized. The transcript has a single exon. Lineage: Eukaryota; Euglenozoa; Kinetoplastea; Trypanosomatida; Trypanosomatidae. Gene Ontology annotation, biological process: signal transduction. The record is from RefSeq and is a predicted model, not a curated record. The coding region runs from base 1 to 2403 and encodes 800 amino acids.